AUGAACAUCGACAACAAGAAUCGCUUUGACAUUGUCAACGGCAAGCAGCUCGCGCUGCUGAUCGCCCCUCUUAUAUGCUUUCUCGCAGCAGCCGUUGCUGUAGCGGCAAGAUGGUACACUAGGAGUGUUAGGAGGAUCAAUACUCCUGCUGAGGAUGCCUUGAUGCUGGCUGGUCUAAUCAUGAGCUUUGUCGUCGUAACAUUGGUCUACAUCUUGGUAUUCUUAGGUGGCGAAGGCUUGACUAGCGACGAAAUCAGAGCGGACCCAACUAAAGACUUCCAAGUCGUUCAGCGAUAUUGGCUUCGGAUGCAAUUCGCACUCGAUAUAUGCUGGUGUACAUCAGUCGCGACCGUUCAAAUGGCCUUUGCCCAGUCCUACGUCCGAUUAUACGAGAAGAAACCCUUCGCCCGGCUCACCUGCUAUGUUUCCAUGGCGCUCAUCACGGUCUGGUACAUAUGGUCGCUGGUAGGUUGGAUCAACAUGUGCCAUCCACCGGGGAAAUGCGAGCUCCAGAGCAAAAAGUCAUGUAUAAUUAUCGGAUCCUUGCACGUCUUCUUCAACAGCGUUAUUCUAUUCGUUCCGUUACCGGCCAUACUUACAGCGCAAGAUCUCACAGCGAAGAAGAAGUGGUCGGUCAUGGUUUUGUUUCUGCUAGGAUGCUUCUGUACCAUACUAGCCGUCCUUCGCAUAGACUGCGCCAUCGAUGUAUUCGGCAACUACGACAAAGACCCCAUUGGCGCAUCCUGGUGGCGCAUAUGCUUUUCUCCCAUUGAAGUUGCUGUAGGCAUCAUCUGCUGCUGUGUCCCCAACGUUCGCUCGCUGCCAUCGUGGCGACGUGAUCGCCGAACCGCACCCAACGAGGGCACUGGCCUACGAAGACUGAAGUUCCGGACACAGAGCAACGGCUCUUCGACAUCAAACCUCAACGAACCAUCGCACUGGAUGCCAUCAGCCGCAAAACCGCAGGUCGCUGCUUUUGUCACGCUGAACGACUCGGAUACCCUGGACAGAGUGGGCUCGCUGGGAGCAAACGAAAUCAAAGUCACCAAGGAAUACGACCUCCAUCGACUGUAA
Messenger RNA from Pyrenophora tritici-repentis Pt-1C-BFP, 1074 nucleotides. RefSeq lists its product as uncharacterized. Lineage: Eukaryota; Fungi; Ascomycota; Dothideomycetes; Pleosporales; Pleosporaceae. The record is from RefSeq and is a predicted model, not a curated record.